AUGGGUGCGGGGGCUUUCAUAGAACCACUAGUGGUAGUAUCAUUACUUUUCGGAGGCACUUGGGUCAAUCGCAAUCCUGAAUAUCGCCUGUUAAACCCAAGAAGAGUAUAUCGCCACAAUUCCCCGCGAUCAGCAUCGCCAGCAUCCGCAUCCUCAUUUGAGUCUGGACGUUCGAGUCCAACGUCUAGCGUCUCACUCCUCGGAAAUGUCGACGAGGAGCCAAAAUGGCGGAAACGCGAGUUGUCCUUGUUCGGGCUGAAGAAGGAGGUCAUGAGCCCAAAUACCAGGAGGUUUGACGAUUACUUCCUCAGCAGACUACUGAAGAAAUUUCCAUUCCUCGUUGAAGCUUGGUAUUGGGCGUUGAUAUACUGGGUAUAUCAGCUGGGUCGCGCAUUCACAGCAGUCACCAUGAAAGAGGGUACGGUCAACGUUGCUCGUCGCCAUGCCCUUCAAAUCAUCCACCUAGAGCAGCGGCUCCACAUUUUUCUCGAACUUGAUGUCCAAGCAUGGUUCCUCAAGCAUCCAACCUUGCUACACUGGACGAACCGAACCUACUCCUUUAUUCAUAUCCCGGGAACCAUCCUCUUCCUCGUCUGGCUAUUCUACUACACCACAACCCGUAAUCGCGUCGACCUACCUCUACACAACAAGCCCAAGGGAGAAGCAGAUGGUUCGCCUGCAGGACCUAGGCUUUACGAAGCUCGCAGGCGCACCAUGGCCGUAUGCAAUUUGAUUGCCUUCAUCGUGUUCACGCUUUGGCCCUGCAUGCCGCCGCGCCUUCUAUCUGAUCCAGACGUUCCAGGAUCAGUGGGCAAAGAAGCACGUAGCUUUGGCUUCGUUGAUACCGUGCAUGGUGCCGAGGGUGAAAGCAGUGUCUGGACACAGAACAAAUUCUGUAACCAGUACGCCGCGAUGCCAUCGCUGCAUUUUGGCUACUCUCUGCUCAUUGGACUUACCAUCAUGUCGAUUCCUCUUGCACCGCAGCAUAGUCGCUCCCGCACCGUCCAGCUCACGAUGGGUCUGCGCAUGCGCGUUCCUUCGCUACGACGUCUGGCUUGCAUCUUCCUCGGAGUCGCAUAUCCAACCAUCAUCUUUAUCGCGAUUGUCGCGACAGCAAACCACUUCAUUCUUGAUGCGAUGGCGGGCGCCAUUGUCUGUGGACUUGCCUGGAACGGCAACAGCAUCCUGCUCAACCUAUUGCCACUGGAAGAUUAUUUCCUCUGGCUCGUGAGGAUUCACAAGCCACACAGGAAGAACGUACACUUUGAGGAUGAUGACGAUGAAGACUCUGGACGGGCCAACGACUGGAACAAGGGUCUUGUCGAGUAA
Molecule: messenger RNA, 1329 nt
Organism: Plenodomus lingam JN3
Lineage: Eukaryota; Fungi; Ascomycota; Dothideomycetes; Pleosporales; Leptosphaeriaceae
Biological process (GO): sphingolipid biosynthetic process; inositol phosphoceramide metabolic process
Cellular component (GO): inositol phosphoceramide synthase complex
Molecular function (GO): inositol phosphoceramide synthase activity
Source: RefSeq, a predicted model, not a curated record